Messenger RNA from Patella vulgata (common limpet), 4817 nucleotides. Its product is annotated as adenosine deaminase domain-containing protein 1. The record is from RefSeq and is a predicted model, not a curated record. Gene Ontology annotation, cellular component: cytoplasm; nucleolus. The transcript is spliced from 12 exons. Gene Ontology annotation, biological process: RNA processing; adenosine to inosine editing. NCBI's taxonomy places the organism in Eukaryota, Metazoa, Mollusca, Gastropoda, Patellidae. Gene Ontology annotation, molecular function: tRNA-specific adenosine deaminase activity; double-stranded RNA adenosine deaminase activity; double-stranded RNA binding. Bases 241 to 2157 code for a protein of 638 amino acids.
AUUUUAGUAUCAAUCCGGAAAUCCCCGUUUGACUUGUAAAGUCAUGUUCCAGAGAAGAAGAAUAUUAAGUUCUUAUUACAUCUAAAAUACUACAUCUGUUUAAGUUUAACUUAUCAAGUGACACUUACCUAUAGUAAGUUUUUUAAUAGGGGCGUUUAUUCAUUCAAGAUGACAACUUGUCAGCAUGGCAAUAGAAUAGAAAGAACAGACUUGCGAGAUUGAUAAACAAUAUAAUACAGAAUGAAUCAAAAUUCUAAUAAUGUUAAAAAGGUACCUCCUGAGCUGGUGGAGAGUUUUAUAGCUGGUACCAAGCAUCCUGUUAGUUCAUUAAUGGAAUAUUGUUCAAUUGUGAAGAAGCCUAUUUCUUUUCAUGAAGUUGCAGUGGAGUGUCCAUCUUUCUUAGCCAUGUUUGCUAAUAUGGUAAAAGUUGAUGGUAUAGAAUAUCCUCAAGGAACUGGCAAAACCAAAAAAGAUGCCAAAACAGAAGCUGCAAGAAAUGCCUUUUCAAUUAUAUUUGGAUUGGGCGAUCCUGUUGAUAUUGAAGAGGCUAAUAAUACAGUAAUGUAUGAUGCAACUGGACGCAAAUUAGUUAUUCCAUCAAGACUUGAAGCUCCUACACCUUUAUCUGUUGGCAUUCCUAGCUUAUCAAAACCUGGAAAUGAAAUAGCACCAAGACAAUCGCCAUCUGAUUCAGAUUCCUAUGAAUGUGGUAGAAAUGAAGUUAGUGAACUUCAUGAAUUCUGCACAAAACACAAAAUACCGUUCAAAAUCCAUGUCAGCGAUGUUGCAGGACCAUAUGGGUUUUCAGCAACUGUAGACGUACAGAAUCAACGUGUGACUGAAUAUGCUAUUAGUAAGAAGGAAUGUAAACGGAAAGCUUGUGAAAAAGCUCUGUUAGAUCUUAUGUCUGGACCAGAAUUUAGAGAGGUUAGAUCAACAGUAGAUCUACAUGCUUUAACAAUGCCCGAUCAGAUUGGUAGUUUGUCGUUUUUAAAAUUUGUAGAAGUACUUGAGCAGUGUCCAGAUAUAUUAGCUAUUCAUAAUACUGUAGCAGCCUUUGUAAUUAAACAUUCGGAAAAAGAUAUAGGUAAAGUUGUAGCACUGGGUACUGGUAACUGUUGUUUAUCAACAGAAAACAUCUCUACAGAUGGAAGGGUUUUAUUGGACAGUUCAGCAUUAACUAUAGCGAGAAGAUCACUUUUAAAAUAUUUUUAUACUGAGUUAAAAGAUUAUUGGGAAAAAUCUAAAGAAACUUCGAUCUUUACAGCUAGUAGUAAUUCUAAUCUAUUGAUUUUUAAACCUAAUAUAUCUGUACACUUAUUUAUAAGUCAUCCACCUGAUGGAGAUUAUGGUGAACAUAUGAAUGAGCCUAAUCCACCAUUAGAUCUGGGGCAAGCGGAACAGGCCAACUAUGGUGCUCAUUUCCCGGUGUUUAAUAAAGAUUCACAUGGUUUCUUAUGCACUAAAAAUGAAGAUGGUGUAGUGAGUUUUGCUACAGAAGCUCAAGCUGCCAGUCAGACAAUGGAUUUAUAUAAAGGAGCAGGAGGUACAGCAGAAGAUAUGUUAAUAAUGUCCGGAAGCGAUAAACUUUUGGCCUGGAAUAUUCUUGGAAUACAGGGUGCAAUUUUUAGUCAUUAUAUUGAACCAGUGUAUAUUAACUCAAUAACCAUGGGAUCUGGUUUUGACCAUGGACAUCUGUCUCGAGCUGCAUGUUGCCGUGUGUAUGACAUCUUGGGUGAAAAGCUUCCCACAUUUUAUCGCAUUAAUCAUCCCAGAUUAUACAGUGUUACAGCGCCAUUAGAUCAUAUUUAUAGAAAUGGUAAACAUAUGACAUCACUCAGUAUUAACUGGUCAGCGGCAGAUGAGAAAUUAGAAGUUACAGAUGGUAUAACUGGAAAAACUACACCAUUAUCACCUUUUAAAUCUGGAAGAAUGAUGGCAAGCCGACUGUGUAAAGCUUCAUUUCUUUUCCGAUACAAAGACAUGGCUAAAUCAUCAUCUAAAGCUUAUUUAAAGGAAGUUCCAACAUAUGAGACAGCCAAACGUCAUUCAGUUUAUUAUCAACAAGCUAAGCAUGCCUUGCACCAACAUUCUAUUGAAGCGGGCAUUGGUGUAUGGGUUAAAAAACCCAUAGAGGUUGAAAGUUUUGACAAGUGAAUAAAAAAUUUUAUGAAGACUUACUCAACCCUUGUGCCAAAGGGUUAAGCAAAAAGAACGUUUGUGAUAAAUCAGUGUUUAAAACACUUGCACAUUUUUGUCAAACAAGUUUUGUGAAAAUUUUCAGAAUAACUGUGGAGUUCGUAAAUCUUGCAUCUAUUUAAACAGGGAGGUGGAAAUUCCUCCUCCUCAUUCUUCUUUGAAGACCAAUUCAACUUUUUAUAGGACGCUAUAUGGUAUACCGGUAAAUUUAAAUCACUUUAAAGAAAUGUUUAUCGUCAUAAAAUGGCAUGUCUGGUACCAAACAGUUAUUUAGCGAUAAUACAAAGGCCUUCCUAUACCACUGUAUAAGAUGAGAUGACUUUUAAGGUCACAUCCAGAAUACUUCUAUGUCUGACAUCAGAUCCUUGCAUGUUUCAAAAUAUGUACGAUUAGAUGGUAAAAAAUGCAUUUUUGAAAGAAUUCGGGCAAGCAAACUGUUAAAAAGUUAAUAUGGAGGCCUCAUCAUCUUGCCUGGAUUUCAUAGUAGCAGCCAAGCGAAUAUUUACUACGAAUCGGUUUGAUCUGGUAUUUUUAGAAUUGCAGUAUAAAAUCUUGAGUACUACAGUCCGCCACGUACGAAUUUAUGCUCUAUUGCCCCCAAAUCCUGCAUUUUUGCUAUAACUUGAAAAUUUUCAUCCUUUACAUCUAGUACUUUGAAAGUUAAAAUGGUAUAUGUUCAAUACCAUUAAAUGAAACAAUUUUCAAUUAUCUUUCCAACCAUGCCAAUAAAGUCAUUUUAUGAUAAUAAUAAACAUUUUCUUGAAUUGGUUUAAACAUUUACCAUUCAAAGACUGAAAAGUGGGAAUAAUAGAACCUUCUAAGGGGAAUGAGGCAUCCAAAUGGUUCUCAGAGAUUAUUAGAACACACUUUCAGUUGAUUUUUUGUUUUUGUGUUGUUUAUAUUUUACACCACAGUUGGAUCUUAUCAAAAUCUUAAAAAAACUCUGUGUGAAACUAACCUGAUUUGUCCCCCUUAAUUCGGCAUUGAAAAGAUGCACCAGUCAGACUUCUAAGAUAAUAGGUAAUAAUUAAAGAAAUAGCAUUUAUUGAUGUACAAAUUAAAGAUCUAAGUUUAAUUAGACCAAAAUGAAUACCUGUGUUUAAGGAUCUUGCAAAUUAGAAUGUGAUUAUCAUUACUAAACAGGAAAUUGAGCUGUGAGUAUUUCGCUUCGAAGUUCCAGCCACAUUAUUUACUGGAUUCCCUGAAAAAAACAUUAGUGUAUCGCCAACUAGUAUUUGCUUUCUUAUAUUCUCAAGUGAUGUUGUGCGCGCAGGGAGCGCUUGGUACGUGUUGAUGAGAAUAGAAUGGCUAGCGGUUGUGAGGAAAUCGAGAAACUUAAACAACAUAAAAGAAGUGGGCAGAGGAUACUGCCAGAAUUCGGUUAGGUUUUGAUAUUCAUGGUAAAUGGCUAAUUUUACUGCGGUUCAAGAAAAUUACAGGCUGAAAAUGGAUCCCCCCUUAGCAUGGCUAGUUUCUGCAAGAGCCAAGUCAUGUAACAAACACAGUUUUUACACUUUGCAUAUUUUCUUACGAUUAAAAUGUUUUGAGAGGUAAUUGAAGCCCACUUUUGAUAGAUAAUUUAGUUUGAAUAUGUUCUUAUUCCAAAUAUAUAAUCAAACUUUGUACAUGGGAAGACAUCUAUUCAGAUAAUAUACCAAAUUCUUUGAUAUAUUUCAGAGGAAAAUUUGUGAAUGGAAUACCUUUCAUUAUGUUUCAUUUUCAGUUAUUGUUCAAUUUUAUUUUAUUGUUAAAUAAAUUAUGAUUCAGAUGCAAUCAUGUAUUUGAUUCAUUUUCUUCAAAAUAAUAAUAUUAUACUGCUAGAUCUAGUUAAGAGUGUAGUUUGAAAUCCUGUUAAAUAAAUUAUGAUUCAGAUGCAAUCAUGUAUUUGAUUCAUUUACAUCAAAAUAAUAAUAUUAUACUGCUAGAUCUAGUUAAGAGUGUAGUUUGAAAUCCUGCUUGGAAUAUAUAGAGAAUCUCCUACCAGUCUUUUUUAAUAUCAAAAAAGACGAGUAGGAGAUUUUAUUUAUCACCCAAUCCCAUUUUACAUGCACAAAUAGAUCAAUAUAAUUCUUUGCUGUAGAUUUCACUUUUACUGAACAUUACGGCGUAGUGAUACAUCAUUUUUUGACAGCAAUUCAACCAUUGCAAAGUCAUUUAUAUUGACCCAGUGUUUCCAUCAAGGUCAAUUGAAUAACAAUAGUUCAUUUUUAAUAAAAAAAAAAUUACUUUUAAUAAGAAAUGAACUGUUUUUUUGAAAAUAAAAAAAAAAGUAGUUCCUUUUCAACUGACCAAUGAAAUAUAUAUCACACAAGCGAUAUCUACUGUAGAAUGUAUUAUUGGGUGAUAAACAAACAUCAAUCCAUAAAGGUCUUACCUUAUCAAAGAGAAAAAAAGGUAUUGAAAUAAAGAAUUUAAGAAAAACAAACUUUGUAUGUGACUAAUGUAGUAUCUAAAUUCAUUUAAGUAUAUUUCUUUUUAUGUUUCAUUUAUUUACUACUACAUAUAUAGUAGAUUAAAAACAUGCCUCCUAUUUUGGCCAUUGCCAUAUACCAUGUAUAAAGAUGCAAUUUUUGUUAUCAAUAAAACAGAUGUAUCCUAAAAAGAACAUCUAAAUUCUC